UCUCAGCUGGAGUAGAUAGAGAGAGGGAGAGAAAGGCGUACAGAGAGAGGAGUGUGUGUGGAUGUAAUCGGCUGACUGACUGUGUGACAAAAAGGGGUGAACGUGUGGAUACUCCUCCACAGGACUGGAUGUGUUGGGGUUCACUGAAGAAAAACCACAACAAAGAGAGCGUGGCGGACACAAACUGCUGAGUGAACUGUAGCCUAACACAGGGGUGUGGAGGAGUAAGCAGACAAGGCUGAGCAGACGAGACCUGACUUGAGAGCGCCCAUGGCGAGCAAUAACACGGCCAGCAUCGCACAGGCCAGGAAGCUGGUGGAACAGCUGAAGAUGGAGGCCAACAUUGACAGGAUAAAGGUGUCAAAAGCAGCAGCGGACUUAAUGUCAUACUGCGAAGCUCAUGCCAAAGAGGACCCUCUGUUGUCGCCGGUGCCAGCAUCAGAGAACCCGUUCAGGGAGAAGAAGUUCUUCUGUGCCAUCCUGUAAACUCAGCAUGGCCCUUCAGCAGUCUGCUCUGUGUGGGACUUUGAACGUGGACGUUCAAAAUGCGUAGAAAUCUUCUAGUAAUAGGGCAUGGCAAUUAUUGCCCCCUUUCUCGAUCAGCACUUGAGGAGUGCAAAAAUUAAAAACCACAGAGUUAAAAUGUAACCAUUAACGGGGUUGUGAUUGCUUUCUGAGGGGUGUGCGGCAUGUUGAAGGGAUCUGUGCUUUUUAGAUGAUACAAAAGGGAUGAUGAUAAUGAUAAAGAGCCCAGAGAUGUGAUGGACAGCAAGUCAGCCUACUAAGUCUUCAGGCUGUGAUGUGUACAAACAUAAAAAAGAAUAAGAAAAAAAUAACUAAGCUAAAAAAAAAAAAAAAAAACAGACAAAAGAAUAAAAAUAUUUUGUGGAUCUGUUGGGACUUCCAGAUGUUCUUUUAAAUGGUUUGUGGGUGGCUGAAGCACCGUAGGACAGCAAACAAAUCUAGGCCUACCACUAGACACCACCUGAUUAUUGGAAUGUCUUUUUAAGUUGUUUAUUUUGUGUUUACUCCAACUUUACCAAGAUAUAUUUCUCUAACUGUAUGUAGGUGAUUACUGAAGUCUCUCUUUUUUUUUUUUUUUUUUUUUACACCAACAGGUUAGUGAAAACUUUUUUUAUGGGAUGUUAAAAACAUUCGACUCUGUGAUUCUCUUUACACCUUUUCUGAAAAUCAGUCUCUGUGUAUAAACAUCUAUCUGGCAAAUGUGAUGCAGUUUGUCUCCUUCAGACACAAACCCUCUUUCUACUAUUUGUACAAAAUGACUAGCAAGUAAACUGUGCUGUGCUGUGA
Messenger RNA from Melanotaenia boesemani (Boeseman's rainbowfish), 1311 nucleotides. RefSeq names its product guanine nucleotide-binding protein G(I)/G(S)/G(O) subunit gamma-2. Gene Ontology annotation, cellular component: heterotrimeric G-protein complex. Bases 271 to 486 code for a protein of 71 amino acids. The record is from RefSeq and is a predicted model, not a curated record. Gene Ontology annotation, biological process: G protein-coupled receptor signaling pathway. Gene Ontology annotation, molecular function: G-protein beta-subunit binding. The transcript is spliced from 4 exons. NCBI's taxonomy places the organism in Eukaryota, Metazoa, Chordata, Actinopteri, Atheriniformes, Melanotaeniidae.